This is a messenger RNA of Anoplophora glabripennis (Asian longhorned beetle), 2338 nucleotides long. RefSeq lists its product as uncharacterized. Gene Ontology annotation, biological process: neuromuscular junction development; positive regulation of protein tyrosine kinase activity. The record is from RefSeq and is a predicted model, not a curated record. Bases 1 to 2208 code for a protein of 735 amino acids. Gene Ontology annotation, molecular function: protein kinase binding. Lineage: Eukaryota; Metazoa; Arthropoda; Insecta; Coleoptera; Cerambycidae. The transcript has 7 exons.
AUGAUUUUAAGGAAUUGUAAGAAACUCUACUCAGUGUGGUUCUACAAACUAUCUAAAUACCAGUUACCUAUUGAUGUUGACUGUCUACAUCUGCAGCUGUACAGAGACUCCAAAGACCGUUACAAGCAGGGCCAAACCAAAGCUUCCCUCUCGUUGCAGCACUUCCUAGGCCUAGAGACUGGUUUUACAUUAGAUAAGGAAUCAAAUACGGUAGCAAUCUUGUGUCAAGACGUCGUAGUGGUACUAGCGUUCGACAAUCGUGAACGGCUUAUGCAAUGGCAGGUGAAACUGAGUUCGCAUCUGAACGACGGGCCGCAUUUUCUGGUGCUAGUGUCUUCCGCUCCCCCGAAAUCCAGAUUACCUCCAGGUCCCGCCAGGUUGCACGUGCAAGAGCGGGGUUUUUGCCUAACUACAGGGGUGCCUCCAAGGGUGGCUGGUCAGUGGCUUAUUAGUAAUUUAAGAAGAUAUGGAGUGGUGGAGGGAAGGUUCUGCUUCGAGGGGGGUUCCAGGUGCAUCAAGGGGGAGGGUCUCUAUGUGCUGCUUACCGAUCAAGGUGAAGAAAUUACGUCCACGCUGAAGGUUGCCUCGACGGGCAACUUGCAUUCGUCCAGGAGGAGACCUGUCUCUCGAAAUAUGUCAGUAAUGGAUAGUCCUCGGCGUGCACCAAUGAGAGCAACUGGAGGGGUGGCUCUAGAACUGAGCGAAACGUCUUUAGUGUCUCGUGCUGACUCCCCCUACACCGAUAUGGAAAGCAACUAUGGCUGUGGUGAUAGUAUUUCUAAUGAUGGAUGGGGUCCACCUCCGAUAGAACGCUGCAUGAGCUGUAUCAGCAAAUUGGGAGCUAUGUCAAGGUCUUCAACUGCAACUGUAACCAUAGGAACUCCAUGUUGGGAACACACUUGUGAUCGUCAUUCAAUUAGCAGUAGUUCUGAUAGCAGCGGAUGGAGCCAGGCCGUCACGAAACCACCUGCAAGGCCUCCAAAGCCUGGUUCGGCUUCCCCAUCGCCUAAGAAGCCCGCUGCUCCUCCACCGCCGUCCUAUGAUAACUACGACAUUCCUAAAAUACCAUAUCCAGUAGAGCCAAAGAGUGACGAACUCUACGACACGCCACGUAAACUGAAAGAAUGCAUACAGAGCUUUGGUUUUGACACAGUCCAAAAACCCUGUGGAUGUGUUGUUCGCGUUCGUCAACCCGAACCUGAGAGGCCGUGCGUCUGUCAACGCCUGAUGUCUUGCUGGUCAGCCACAGAGGAUGUCCAUGCUGUCUAUGCCACCGUCGACUACAGCAAGAAGACUCACAGACAGCAACCCGUUGCUACAACUGCCAAUUAUGCCAAUUUGACCCCAGUAGCCUCGACAACUACAGCACCCACUUCAACAAACUACGAAAACAUGGAAUUUGCUCAAACUCUCCAGUUGUAUGAAAACAGCAAGGAAAUCGCCGAGAAGGCGAGGGCUCUGUGUGCCAAAUGCGGCCAUGCUCAAGACGACUACCUCAUGAUGGAACCAUCCAAUAAGCCCUCCCAGUCACAUCCAGGGUAUAUUCCAAUGUCCCCCGCUGUGAAACAGCGUCUAGGAAAGGUGCUGUCAAAUAGUAACCCCAACCUGGGACCGGCGCUAGACAGAUCUAAUAAACCUUCUGGUUCUGCCAUGCUACAAACCAACGUGUAUCAAAGAAAGCAAAUUCUGGACAACACAGACAACUUGGACUUCAGAAGGAAGCGAUCCAAUUCGGCAGACUCUUCCACUAGUCGCUGCGAGCCGGAGCCGGAGCCAGAGACCUCACCUUGCCACUGCGCUCACUCCAUAGCAGUCAGGAGGUCCUCUUCCGUUCCUUGCAAGUCCAACAGGGACUCCUCAAGCUCAAACGAUUCCGGCGUAUUUGAAUUACCCCGCAGACCACAGAUCUGCGCUAAUCAGACAUUGCCAAGGAGAUCAAAGUCAUCUGAUCCCCUUAGAGAUCUCAGUUUUCAAUUUAAUAAAGCUGAGAACAAGUCGGCCAGUGCCGAAGCGGAGGUUCCCGUCUGUCCAUCCGGAUCUACAAGUAGUGGCACUUCCGACAUGUCGGACUACUUCGAGACUCUGUCUCUGUCUUCGCACAGCUCCAGUGAUGCUCCGCCGCCCAGUUGCACCUUGAGGCCGCGUUCAGGCAACGAAUAUCUUAGUAUGCAGAGACUUAUUGCUCCAGUUCCAGAGGAGCGACACUAAACUAGUCUACUUAGGAAGCAAUAAUAUAAAUAGUAUUUAGUACAAUACAUAUUACUAAUAUUAUUAUCUUAUGUCUGUAAUCAUUUUCUGUAUAAAGGUAUUUACUUUAUAAAUAAAUUAUUCAUGAAAA